Molecule: messenger RNA, 1224 nt
Organism: Coccinella septempunctata (seven-spotted ladybird)
Lineage: Eukaryota; Metazoa; Arthropoda; Insecta; Coleoptera; Coccinellidae
Product: dehydrogenase/reductase SDR family protein 7-like
Exons: 3
Coding region: 87-1004 (305 amino acids)
Cellular component (GO): membrane
Molecular function (GO): oxidoreductase activity
Source: RefSeq, a predicted model, not a curated record
AGUGUUACAUGUCAAAUGUCAAUCAUUAUUUACCAUUUUAAUUAAAAUAAUUGAAUUCAUUCAUUAUUUUCAAGAAGAUUUGUAUCAUGGAAAAAUCAUUUAUAGUAUAUGGUAUAGGGUUUCUUUUAACUUACAUAUUCUUCAAAUUUCGAAAAGGUCUAGUUUCAGGGAUGAACAGCAAAAGUUUAUUGAACAAAGUAGUUGUUAUAACUGGAGCAAGUUCUGGGUUAGGAGAGGCCUUAGCCCACCAAUUCUAUAAAGAGGGCUGCAUUGUUGUAUUAUGUGCUAGAAGGAGACAAGAGUUAGAUAGGGUUAAAAAUGAUUUAGUGAGCUUGCCUUGCUCUACACCAAAUCAUACGCCUAUUAUUGUACCUUUGGACUUGAGUGACAUAAACAGCUUACCUGGUGUAGUGGAUAAAAUUUUGUCCAUCACAAAAAAAAUUGAUAUUUUGGUCAAUAAUGGGGGAAUAUCACAUAGGGGCUCUGUUUUAGAUACAAAACUAGAGGUGGACAUGAAAAUUAUGACUGUGAAUUAUUUUGGAUCUGUAGCUCUUACUAAAGCUGUUUUACCAAGUAUGGUGAAAGAAAAAUGUGGAAGAAUAGUAUUUAUAAGCUCUGUUCAAGGCUUAAUAGCAAUACCCUAUCGUUCAUCCUAUGCAGCCUCAAAACAUGCCCUUCAAGCAUUUGCUGAUAGUUUGAGAGCAGAAAUUUCUCAUCAUAAUAUUGGGGUUACUGUUGCAAGUCCUGGAUAUGUUAAAACAGCACUUUCUAUGAAUGCUUUAACUGCAACAGGUAAAACAUAUGGUAAAAUGGAUACAGAUACUGAAGAAGGUUACACAUGUGAAUAUGCAUCACAAGCAAUUCUAAAAGCAGUUUUAGAAGACCAAAAAGAAGUUGUAAUUGCGAAUGUAACUGCUAAAAUUGGUAUAUUUUUGAGAAACUUCAUUCCUUCCCUUUAUUUUGUUGCAAUGGUUAAAAGAGCAAAGAAAUUGAUGCAAAAGUAACUUAUCCAUGAGUUUUAUAGUGGUGCAUUUUAUUACUUUCAUUAAAUCGCAUUCUAAGUGGACAACAAAUUAUUCAAUGCCUUCUUGGAAUGUUAUAUUGAAGGUGGUGGAGAUAAUAAUUCCUGUAAAUAUUCUUUUGUAUCCAUGGAAAUAUUUUAUAUAUAAGUUAUUUCAGAUAUAAGCAGUGCAUAAUAAAGAUACUGUCGAUGCUGAUUCAUUA